Messenger RNA from Chironomus riparius, 2480 nucleotides. NCBI's taxonomy places the organism in Eukaryota, Metazoa, Arthropoda, Insecta, Diptera, Chironomidae. The record is from the annotation of a GenBank genome assembly.
CUUCACUAAUGUGAUAAGUUAAUUAAUAAUAUUUUAUAGUAGGUUCUGUAGUUGCCCCUAAUAGUAAAUUAAGACAGUUUAAUAGCGAAUUGAGCAGUGAAAAUAAGAAACUAGCAGUCAGUAAAUUUUUUAUUAGUAAUCUUCUUGUACACAAUUAUUUCUUCUGAUGAGUAAUAAUCAUUAAAAAAAUAUAAAAAUCAUGUCCAAUAAUACUAACAAUCAGAAUGAUGCAUUACUGUAUCGCUUACAACAAAUGAACCUGAAUAAUGGGUCAUCUGAUUAUCAACGAUUUUCUCCGAAUUCUUCGCUCAAUCGUAGGGCGAAUCCACAAUCCAUAAAUUAUUCUCAACCAAUUUAUCAUUAUAUGCCCGAGGAAGCUUCAAGUCAAGGAAUCUAUGAGAAUGUUGAGUAUGGAUCAAAGCUACAAGUCACAGAUCUAGACGCAAUCGAUCAGAACUUUGAAUCCAGUAAUGCAAAGGCACAACCUCAAUUACGUCCGUCGAAUGGAAACAAUAUGAGUUUUAGUCAAGAACAUGAGAAUUUACGAUAUGCUCAUACACCACAACCUUCGGAAGUUGAACCGCAACCUAUAUAUGAGAAUUUGCAAGUGAUUUCAGGACAACAAGCACAACCUCAAGCAUCACCAGCUAAUAAACAAAUUUAUUACUAUGAACGAAGUGGAUCAAAUAGUCCACAAAUUCCAUAUCAUUUACAACGAGAACAUCUUGCGUCUGAUUCAUUAGUUCUCAAUACGUCUGCUAGCUCAAAGUAUAUUAAUAUAGCCAGUGGCGGCAAUGCUAUUUAUCAUAGCGCUUCAGCGUCAUUGCCAGCACAAAAAAGUUUGCCACCAAAAACAAUAUUACAGCACCAGCAGCAACUAAAAAUCAUUCAAUCUCCAAAUAAGGAUUAUGUCCAAAUAAAUCCGCCAAUUAAUUACUCAAAUCAAAUCCAACAGCAGCAACAGCAGCAUCCUCAAAGCUCUUCCCCAUCAAAAUCACUCACUCGUUCAUACCAACACUCAUCGCCAACAAAAUCAAUCGGAAGCGCUGGAUCUCGUACAGCAAUGGAUGAUAUUAAUGGAUCUGACUAUGUAUGCAUGAACAGUGGAACUCUCUCAAAGAAACUACAAGGAAGCACUAAUGGAAAUGGUAAACAGUCAGCGACAAACCAAAUUCCAGCUUCUCAAGUUGUUAUCCAACGUUCUCCUGUUAUUCCGCCUCUCUCAAAUAUAGACUUAAAGACUAACUAUACGACGCCAGCGAAUGAGCUUCCACAAGCACAAUAUUCAACUGCAGCCAAUCAGCAAAUUGACUCGAUUGCUGCUGCCAAGCAGUCUGUUAAUUUAAAUAAAAUAUCAUCAACAUCAAGCUCACCAGUCAAUAAAACGUCGUCGCCAACACCAUCAAUUGGCUCAUCUGGAAAAGUUAAAUUUAAAAACUUACUUCCAUAUAGUGUCACAUCACGGCCAGCUGGCAAAACGGAUGCUGAAAGAAAGAUUGAAGAGUUAACGCGUGCAUUAGAAGAAGAAAUGGAGAAGAAUGAAGAACAGGGAGAAUAUUUUGGAAUUUGUCAUACGUGCAAGCUAAAGGUUACCGGUGCAGGACAAGCUUGUCAGGCAAUGGGAAAUUUGUAUCAUACAGCAUGUUUUAUUUGCUGUCAAUGUGGACGAGCCUUACGCGGAAAGGCCUUUUAUAAUGUUUUAGGUCGUGUCUAUUGUGAAGAAGAUUAUUUGUAUUCUGGAUUCCAACAGACAUCAGAAAAAUGUAAUAUUUGUGGACAUUUAAUUAUGGAAAUGAUUUUGCAUGCUAUGGGUAAAUCCUAUCAUCCUGGCUGCUUUAGAUGUUGUGUAUGCAAUGAAUGCUUGGAUGGAGUUCCUUUUACAGUGGACGUGGACAAUAAAAUUUAUUGUGUGAAUGAUUAUCAUUUUUUAUAUGCACCUAAAUGUCAUGCUUGUAAAAAGAGUAUAACGCCAUUAUCAGAUAGCGAGGAAACCGUUCGCGUUGUUUCUAUGGAUCAAGAUUUUCAUGUCGACUGUUAUAAAUGCGAAGCAUGUCAGAUGCAAUUGACAGAUGAAGCAGAUAAACGUUGUUAUCCACUUGAUGGGCAUUUGUUGUGCCGCAAUUGUCAUUUGCAGCGAAUCAAUACACAUAGUCGCAUGAUUGAACCGGCUUCAAUUAGCUAUCAGUUUAUGAAUUAAAUGAAUUUCAGGAGAUGAUUUUAAGGUAAUCAAAAACUCAGAAAUAAUCUUUUAGAACUAGACUUUAAGGAAGCAUUUUUCAUCAACAUAACUAUCUAUGAUUGCAAGAUUGAAGUUUUAAUAAGUUUCUAUUAUACCAAGUAUUAUAAAGAAAACUACUCUUAUGCAUAGAUAUGAUUUGUGAUAUGAGUAUUAAUAUGAACAUCAUAUAGAGAGUUAUGAUGCAUUUUAAUGGCAAUUAUUUUGAAAUCAAAACUGCAAUUUCAAACAUUCCAUUUUUUAA